UUGCUAGGCAACACUGGAGACUACCAGAAGUCUUCGUGCAGGUCAAGAUAGGCUAACGCCGACUGUUGUCGGGUUGUAUUUGCUGCCUACCUGUACAACAAUAACUCAGCACCAACAUGCCGUUCAGUGCCGACUCAAUGAAACCUCCGCUGCAUGACCAAAUAACGGAGAUGCAGCGUAAAAUACAACUUCUGGAGGGCGACAGAACUGCGUACUAUGAGAGCUCUCAGUCCACUAUCAAGAAGAACCGAGAAACCAUCCGCCAGCUGAGGCAGGACAACAAGAGGCUGUGCAGGAAAAUGGCCGACGUAAACGCUGGGGAUGCAACUAUCAUCAAAGUGGCCUUUCAGAACAGAGGGUUGGAGAAGGAUGCCUACCGCAACAUGUCAGGGAAGGCAGCCCUGACCACGCUCGACCAGAGAGUGCUGUCCAAGACGAAGCGUCUCAACGCCCUUAAACACACCACCCAGACCUUGCAGUGCCGCCUGGAUGAGCUGAAGAAGGAAUACCAGAGGAGUAAACCAGAGGGCAGCAGUGGAGCAGUGUCCGCCGACACUAGAGCUCGGAAAAAAGAGGAAGAUGCCAUGGUGGAUACCUCUCAAGCUCAUGCAGAAAUGUUUGAAAAAGAAAAUCUGUUAUGCGCUGAAAAAACCGAUAGAAGGGCUCAGAGAACAGCGAUGCAGCCCGACGAGCUGAGCAGCGAGGCUCAGCGCAGCAGCCCCAGGAUAGCAGGCGAAGAGGACAAGGUCAUCUCCACUUUUGAGGAGGCAUUCCGACGCAUCAAGGAGGCCACGGGAGUCACAGACAUACAGGAGAUAGUGGAGCGCUUCAUCUCACAGAAGGAGACACACCAGCAUCUGGAGAAGCUGAAGGGAGAGAACGAGACGGUACUGCAGCAGCUGAAGGAGCAGAAGGAGCUCCUGGACCAACAGUUCCAGGACAUGAAAUACUCGGGAGAGGCUGAACUCUCGAGUGACAGACAGAUGCUGGAGGAGUGUGAGCUGCAGCUGCAGGCUCAGCAGCAGAGGUGUGAUGCAGAUAAGGAGCGUCUGGAGUGGCUGGUGAAAGCCCUCAGUACUGUGCAAGCCGGAGUGGAGCACCUCGCAGACAAACUUCAACACAUCACGCUGAGAGAGGACACGGUGGCUGAAGUGUCUCCAGACUCAGAUGAGUUUGUGUUAGAGCUGAUGACCCAGUGUGAGCUGAAGCUGAAGUUACUGCACGAGGAGCUUCGAGGAAAGGAUGUGUCUGCUAUCAUGAAGGAGAUGGAGGAAGAGGAAUUCUAUGUCAGGAUUGAGGGAAAGCUGCCGGAGUACAACACCCGCGUCAAGCUGCCUGAGGACCAGAGUCUGGACCUCUUCAAUGACGAGGACGACAGUGAAGAGGACGAGGCUGACGUCAUGUCUCGCGAGGCACUGAAGCGCCAUUCUCAGAUGAUCAUUGAGUCCAAGUCCAAGAAGAAGCCCUGGAAGAAGAAGAAGGGCAAAUUCUGAUCGCUACAGUGUCAGGACUCUGAUCUCAGGACCCAGAUUUCAAAUCGCUAUAUUAAUGUUUCACCGCUCAAAUUAAAAUUAGUAUGUGUUGCUACAAAUCUUUGACAAAUACAAAUGAGAUUAUAUAUUUUAGAAAUGAAUUAUUAGCCCAAUUAAAAAGCUCUACGAUGAUUUUUGUUUAAAUAUAUGUUAGUACCUUUGAAAUGUGUUGUAUAAGUGUGUGUUUUGACAACAGUAAGGUUCUCUGUUGUUACACAAACUAUUGGUCCUUUGCUUCUAUUCACAGUGCACAAGUCCACACUCUGCAUGGUGCCCUUGUAAAAAAAAUACAAAUAUUGCUUUUACUUUUUUUGGUAUAAUCUGACCAUAAAUGUGGGUGAAACCAGUCACUUUUGCUUGAAGGCUUUCUCCGUUAUUGUCCUGCUAUCCAUCGUGAACGUAAUAGGGUUGUACCUUUCAGAAAUGAUACAGGUCCCUGAAAGCCAACACCUUUGACAAAUCCAGCCAAGUGAAUCACGUUGACACUAGAGACAUAUUUGCUUUGUCCCAGCAUACCGUAACAUGUGAGCGUCAACACCUGAACUAUCUCUGCUAUGCUCAGCAUGUCAGAAAUAGCUGUGCCUCUUUGCUCAAAUACUUUGUGGUUGCUGUUAGGUGGAUUGUUUGGUUUUCUUAUAAUUAGCAAAGCAAAACAUCAGAGUGUAACUCAAUCAUGUUCUCUGUGUUUAAUUGUCCAACUGAUACAUCUGCCAUUGAGUGUCAUACAGAAUUCAACCAGACAGACAACUAUGAUUGAUCAAAUACAUUAUUGUUUAAUUCUAAGGGUUUGGUGCUCCUGUA
This is a messenger RNA of Trematomus bernacchii (emerald rockcod), 2333 nucleotides long. Its product is annotated as coiled-coil domain-containing protein 151-like. The transcript has 11 exons. NCBI's taxonomy places the organism in Eukaryota, Metazoa, Chordata, Actinopteri, Perciformes, Nototheniidae. The coding region runs from base 117 to 1493 and encodes 458 amino acids. Gene Ontology annotation, cellular component: cilium. The record is from RefSeq and is a predicted model, not a curated record. Gene Ontology annotation, biological process: outer dynein arm assembly; cilium movement.